AUGACUACUGAUCCAUUUCUAUGGUAUAGAGACAAAGCUAAACUAAGGAUUGGCGAAGUCAAUAGGUACAUUGUCACAUACAAACGACAGCAGGGUGCCACCACCACUUCCCAAAUUUAUUUCAGAAUCAAGAACGUGGAAAACCUGGGCAUCAGAACCAUUCAUUUGCUAACUGGUCCAUUUAUCUUGUACUGUCACGUUGUUCCUUGUAACUACAACUACAAACAGAAGUUCUGCCCCGAAGAUGUGGGACAAAAUCCUGAGGUGGCUUUUGAAAAUCAAAUCAAGCCGAAUCAGUCUUUCAACGUUACAUUGCUUUUAAAUGACAAUUCUUUUGCUAAAACAUCCACUGAAGAUGGUAUCGAGUAUGAGCAUUUUCAAUGGGAAAUAGAGGUGAUAUCACAGAUUGUCAUUACUAAGAAGACCGAAGUGCUAUACGACUUGAUGAUUGGGGAAGACCUACAUGCCAUGAAAAAAUUGGGACUCGGCAAACUUCAAAGAACCUUGACUAGUAUAGUACCUAACAAUAAGGACGAGGACCGAACAGCACAGGAAGUUUUUGACCAUGAAACGAGUAACCAUAUCUUCAAUCCCAAUCUAAGUGUUGCUAAAAAAUCGACCGAUGAUCUUUGGAAUAAUGAGCCACCAGAUCCACUUAAACCGGUGCAUUUAAUAAUAGUUACCCAUGGAAUCUUCUCCAACCUCACGGCAGACAUGCUCUACUUGAAAGAGACUUUGGAGAGUUCGGUGCUGGAGAACAUCAUGAUCAGAGGAUACCGAUAUAAUGCAGGCAAGACCGAAAAGGGAAUUAAAAAGUUGGGUCGUAAUGUGGGCAACUAUAUUGUUGAUGUGGUUGAGAAGGAGCCCUAUAAUUUCAACAAGAUAUCAUUUAUUGCCCAUUCGCUUGGAGGUGUGGUACAAUUAUAUGCUAUCAAGUACAUCUUAGUGACCAAAGGUGUUGACUUUUUUGAUCGUUUACAUAUCCAACCGGUCAAUUUGGUUUCAUUAGCCAGUCCUUUCUUGGGAAUUUUAAACGAACUAAACUUGGUCCUCUCAUGGAUAUUAGAUCUCGGAACACUUGGUAAAACGGGGCGUGAUCUUACAUUGCUGAAACGAUUGCCUGGUUGGAAAGAUGUUGAGAUUGGUGAUCAUCGAACAAAGGAUAGAUUUAAGCCAGUCUUGGAAACAUUACCUGAUGACCCUCUUCAAACGUUUUUGGAAAAAUUUGAACGAUUAACUGUUUACGCAAAUGCUAUAAAUGAUGGUAUUGUGCCCUUGAGAACAGCCGCUAUAUUGUACUUGGACUAUGAAGCAUUAGGUGAUGUGAAUGAGCUAAAGAAAACAAACAAUGUUAUUGAUAGGCCUGAGUUGGAGACCGAUCACCAUGAUGUUGAAAGCAAUGAGAGUCAGAAUAAUGUUCUGGAAGUUCCUGAAUCCAGUGCCAUCAAUGACAAAUCUACCGGCAAGGGACACGUUUCACCGAAAAGUGGUGAGCACAACGGUCAAGCUCAUCAAACACUCUCAAAAGAACAACAACGAUUGAAAGAAGUUCAUGACAAAUUUGAAGAGUUUGCAAAGUUAAAUUCUUCCCAAAAUAAACUAACAAGACGACAAAAAAAGUAUCAGAACUUUAGUAUAAAGGGGUCAGAUACUAACUCUGAUAGCAUAUCUGCAAGUAAUGAUUCUAACGAGGAGUCGGCAACAAUCACUGUACCUCCGCGUGCAUCUGCAAUUGAAUCUGCUUUGAAUACGUUGAUUUGUCCCAUUCCUUCGCAAGAGUAUAUUAUGGACCCUGCUUCCAGAAACCCCGUAAUUUUCCAUGAUAAAUACUAUCACUUUGACAAGUCGCGAGACGAGAGCAACGUCAAGUCCCGCUCGUUGAAGGAAAGGUUGUUUGGCUACUCGGCCGAUUGGAGACUACAUAAACAGGUGGUUAUAGCCAACAAGUACCACACUGGCAAGCUCAGCUGGCGAAAAGUGUUGGUAAAUUUGCCGCCUGAUGCUCAUAAUAACAUCAUUGUGAGACGACGUUUUGCCAAUGGAUAUGGGUGGGGAGUAAUUCACCAUCUUUGUGAGAACUUGUUUGAAACAAGCACAAAGGAUAGUGGUGAUUCUGAUAAAGGCUCAUUGCAUAAUGUAGCAACUCCUCUGCAAGCUUAUACAGGGGAAAAUGCUGAGGAAACACAGGAUGGUGGUGACAUCAAAGCUAAAAUUUAA
Molecule: messenger RNA, 2217 nt
Organism: Lodderomyces margitis
Lineage: Eukaryota; Fungi; Ascomycota; Pichiomycetes; Serinales; Debaryomycetaceae
Exons: 1
Coding region: 1-2217 (738 amino acids)
Molecular function (GO): monoacylglycerol lipase activity
Source: RefSeq, a predicted model, not a curated record